Morus notabilis is the source of this 3926-nucleotide messenger RNA. Its product is annotated as phosphoglucan, water dikinase, chloroplastic. The transcript has 19 exons. Gene Ontology annotation, molecular function: ATP binding; starch binding; kinase activity. The coding region runs from base 4 to 3582 and encodes 1192 amino acids. The record is from RefSeq and is a predicted model, not a curated record. Lineage: Eukaryota; Viridiplantae; Streptophyta; Magnoliopsida; Rosales; Moraceae. Gene Ontology annotation, biological process: phosphorylation.
CACAUGGAUUCUCUGCGUGUAUUUCGCAGCUCCGUCGCUUCGCAAAUCCUUCACCGGAAGCAAUUCACAUUCGCCGAUCGCCGCGGAAGGUCUCCGGCGGUUCCUUUCUCCGCCGGACGAGGCAGGAUUUCUUCUUUUCCUCUCCGUCUCCGUCGCUGGCUUCCGAUCAUCUGCGCCGCCGUUGUUUCCUCUUCCGAAUCCAAAGUGGAGGAGAAGAAGAAUAAGAAGAUGAAAUCAGAGUCAGGGCGUGACAAAGUGCAGUUAAGUAUACGGCUGGAUCACCAAGUUAAAUUUGGAGAGCAUGUUGUUAUUUUGGGAUCGACGAAAGAAUUGGGUUCAUGGAAGAAGAAGGUGCAUUUGAAUUGGACGGAGAGGGGAUGGGUGUGCCAAUUAGAGUUGAAAGGGGGUAACUCUAUUGAGUAUAAGUUCGUUAUCUUGGGGAAGGAUGAGAGUUUGUUAUGGGAAAGUGGUGAAAAUCGAGUUCUGGGGCUGCCCGAACGAGGGAUUUAUGGAAUUGUUUGUCAUUGGAACAAAACGGGGGAGGCUGUCGAUUUACUGGCAUUGGAGGAAGAGGAUGAUGUAGGUGAAAAUGGGUCUUUAACUGCUGACACUGCUGCUCCUUUGGGGGUGGAGACGAGUCCUUUUGUUGGGCAAUGGCAAGGAAAGGCUGCCUCCUUCAUGCGGUCAAAUGAGCAUCGAGCUCACGAAACAGAAAGAACAUGGGACAGGGACACCUCAGAUCUUGAAAGACUGGCUUUAAAAUUAGUUGAAGGUGACCGAAAUGCAAGAAAUUGGUGGAGAAAGCUUGAAAUCAUACGUGAGCUAGUAGCUGAAAACUCAGAAAGUGAGGAUCGGCUGGACGCGCUCAUAUAUUCUGCCAUCUACUUGAAGUGGAUAAACACAGGCCAAAUUCCCUGCUUAGAAGAUGGAGGUCAUCAUCGGCCAAACAGGCAUGCUGAGAUUUCCCGACUUAUAUUUCGGGAAUUGGAAUGGAUAUAUAGUAGGAAAGAUACUUCACUCCAGGAAAGACUUGUUAUCCGCAAGAUUCACCCAUGUCUACCAUCUUUUAAGGCUGAAUUUACUGCAUCUGUACCACUAACACGAAUAAGGGAUAUUGCUCAUCGGAAUGAUAUUCCUCAUGAUCUCAAGCAAGAAAUUAAGCAUACAAUACAAAACAAGCUUCACCGAAAUGCUGGUCCUGAAGAUCUGGUUUCUACAGAAGCAAUGCUUGCAAGAAUAACAAAAAAUACAGGAGAAUACAGUGAAGCAUUUGUGGACCAGUUCAAGAUAUUCCAUCAGGAACUGAAAGAUUUCUUCAAUGCUGGAAGCCUUGCCGAACAACUUGAAUCCAUCAAGGAAUCUCUAGAUGAACGUGGCCUUUCAGCCCUCACGUUGUUUUUGGAGUGUAAAAAGAGUCUGGAUGCUGAAGAAGAAGUAAGUAAUUUUGCAGUGAAUAAUACCAGUGGCUUGUUGUUCCAAACCAUGCAAUCACUGAAUGUUCUGAGAGGAGUAAUUGCAAAGGGUCUUGAAAGUGGUCUUAGAAAUGAUGCUUCUGAUGCUGCAAUAGCCAUGCGUCAAAAGUGGCGCCUCUGUGAGAUUGGGCUGGAGGACUAUUCAUUUGUUAUCUUAAGCAGAUUUCUCAAUGUGCUUGAAGCUACUGGAGGUGCCAAUUGGCUAGCAGAGAACGUGAAUGAAAAGAAUAUAAGUUCUUGGAGUGAUCCGCUUAGUGCUUUAAUUGUCGGGACUAAUCAGGUAAAAUUGGCUGGUUGGAAGUCCAAUGAAUGUACCGCUAUUGAGAAUGAGCUGCUUGCCUGGAAGGAGAAAGGACUCUUGGAAAUGGAAGGAAAUGAAGAUGGAAAGACAAUCUGGGCAUUAAGGCUCAAAGCUACUCUUGAUAGAGCUAGGAGGUUAACUGAAGAAUAUUCUGAAGCACUUCUUCAAAUAUUUCCCCAAAAAGUCCAGAUGUUAGGCAAAGCUUUUGGUAUCCCUGAGAACAGCGUAAGGACAUAUGCUGAAGCUGAGAUUCGUGCCGGAGUAAUCUUUCAGGUGUCAAAACUUUGCACCCUUUUCUUAAGAGCUGUGAGAACUACAAUUGGUUCUGAGGGGUGGGAUGUCCUCGUUCCCGGAUCUGCUGCAGGAACAUUGGUUCAGGUUGAUAGAAUUGUCCCGGGGUCAAUGCCAUCAUCAGUGGAAGGAUCAAUUGUUCUUCUGGUCAAAAAAGCAGAUGGAGAUGAGGAGGUGGCAGUUGCAGGAAGUAAUAUAGUGGGAGUUGUCCUUUUGCAAGAGCUACCUCACUUAUCUCAUCUUGGUGUUAGGGCCCGGCAGGAGAAGGUUGUCUUUGUGACAUGCGAAGACGACGAUAAAGUUGCUGAUAUAAAAAAGCAUAUUGGAAAAUAUGUGAGGCUGGAUGCGUCCUCAGCGGGUGUUAAUCUUCAUCUGUCUUCAUCCGAUAAUAGCAAAAAACACUUUGCUGUGAAAGCUCUUUCAGGUGAUGACUCAUCAACAGUUGAAGUCCCCAGACCUGAAGAUCUGUCCUGGUCGUCUACAAAAGCUCCUUAUUCUAAUCGGGGUUCUGCUGGAGGAGUUCUCUUACUUGCUGAUGCUGAAGCUGAGAAUUCAGGUGCAAAGGCUUCUGGUUGUGGUCGUUUAGCUUCAUUGGCAGCAGCAUCUGAUAAAGUUUACAAUGACAAAGGGGUCCCAGCAUCAUUCCGUGUUCCUGCAGGGGCAGUGAUACCAUUUGGCUCUAUGGAAUUGGCAUUAGAACAAAGCAAGUUGAUGGAAACUUUUAAGUCAUUUCUCGAUAAGAUAGAAACAGCAAAACUUGAAGGCGGUGAACUCGACAAAUUAUGUGGUCAGCUCCAGGAACUCAUCUCUUCCUUACAGCCCCCGAAUGACAUUAUAGAUAGCAUAGAGAAAAUAUUUCCCAGGGAUGCACGAUUAAUUGUCCGUUCAAGUGCUAAUGUUGAGGACUUGUCUGGACUGUCAGCUGCUGGACUCUAUGAAUCAAUUCCCAAUGUUAGUACUUCAAAUCCAAGCAUCUUAGGAAAUGCUAUUAGUCGAGUAUGGGCUUCACUUUACACCCGAAGAGCAAUUUUGAGCCGCCGAGCAGCUGGUGUUCCACAGGGGGAAGCUUCAAUGGCAGUUCUAGUGCAGGAGAUGCUUUCACCAGAUCUAUCCUUUGUUCUCCACACACAAAGUCCAACAGACCAAGAUAAUAAAUACGUGGAAGCUGAAAUUGCUUCUGGCCUUGGUGAAACACUGGCUUCAGGCACUAGAGGCACAGCCUGGCGUCUAUCCUCCGAGAAGUUUGAUGGGACUGUAAGAACGCUGUCAUUUGCAAAUUUCAGUGAGGAGCUUGCAGUUCUUGCUGCAGGUGCUGCUGACGGUGAGGUUAUCCAUUUGACUGUAGACUACAGCAAGAAAGCAUUGACCGUUGAUCCAAUUUUCCGCCGACAGAUUGGUCAGCGCCUUGGUGCCGUGGGUUUCUUCCUUGAGCAGAAGUUUGGCUGCCCCCAGGAUGUAGAAGGAUGUGUUGUUGGAAAAUAUAUCUUUGUAGUUCAGACACGUCCACAGCCCUUGUAAUAACGCCUCCCGAGAUUCUUUCCCUGAAGAUCGAUUGCAUGUGCAGACUGGUCUAGUAGAUGAAUUAGCUGUCCUUAGUACACUGCGCAUUUGUAUAUCCUUGUGAACAGCAGUAUGCAUGUUCACAGAUAACACGAAUGCAGAAGGUUUGAGAUGACAAAAUGCGUUGCAUUUAUACACAUGCUGCUGAAAGAUGAGGGGAAUGUGAAUAUGUUAUAGUUCUGAAGAGGUACAGUUGUAUGUUUUACGCUUUAUAAAUUGUUUCAACAAAAUUUAGAUGCUGCCAAGAAAAGGCCUUUAUGCCUUGCGUUAUUCGAAUAAAGCAUGGAUAAAGAAAUUGGGGA